This is a messenger RNA of Sphaeramia orbicularis (orbiculate cardinalfish), 1285 nucleotides long. RefSeq names its product WAP four-disulfide core domain 1 (gene wfdc1). Gene Ontology annotation, molecular function: peptidase inhibitor activity. Lineage: Eukaryota; Metazoa; Chordata; Actinopteri; Kurtiformes; Apogonidae. The coding region runs from base 412 to 1041 and encodes 209 amino acids. The record is from RefSeq and is a predicted model, not a curated record. The transcript has 7 exons. Gene Ontology annotation, cellular component: extracellular region. Gene Ontology annotation, biological process: regulation of cell growth.
GCCAGCAGACAGUUUCAGCUCUCCACUUUCAACAACUGAUGCACAGACAGCUGCUGUUUCUCCCUUCCCCUCCUAUCGCCCCUUUAACUAUUCUCCUUCUUUCACUUCUCCCCUUACACUGCCUCUUAUUCAUCCCCUCUGUAACUUUCCCCGUCUUUUCCUCUAUACUCUGUCACUCUGCCCUGCACUUUUCCUCAGGCGGAUAUAAAGCCGGGUCCUGUUGGAGGGAGAGGGCUUGUGUAAUCCUCUGCACCGGAGAGUCCUGCUUCAGCCGGGAAAACGCCGUAACGGAGGACUUUCAAGCGCAAAGAGGACACACGUUGGAUUAAAAGGAAGGAAAGAAACAAGAAGGGAGGGAGAAGGAGGGAGGCAAAGAAAGAGAUUGGAGUUUGGCUUUGCAGGACGUAGACCAUGCCGGGCUCUGUGGCGGUGGUGCUGCUGCUGUCCCUGUUGGUCCUGUCCACAGGAAGUGAUGCCAGGAGGAUCAGGAAAAGAGGACUCAACCAUAAGGACUAUGAGUAUCCAAACCACUCCCAGUCUACGCAGCACCAGAAGAACGACAGGUGUCCGCCACCGCCUCAGAUGCUGCCAGAACGGGCCUGUGAGGUGCCAGGCUGUCGCUCAGACUCGGAGUGUGAGCGUCAUAAGCGCUGCUGCUACAAUGGCUGCAUCUACGCCUGUCUAGAGUCUGUUCAGCCCCCGCCAGUGCUGGACUGGCUGGUGCAGCCCAAGCCUCGGUGGUUGGGGGGUAACGGCUGGCUGCUGGAUGGUCCUGAGGAGGUUUUACAAGCUGAAGCCUGCAGUACAACAGAGGAUGGAGACGAACCUCUGCACUGUCCCACAGGCUACGAAUGCCACAUCAUCAACCCAGGAAACCCAGCCGCUGGCAUCCCCAACCGCGGACAGUGUAUCAAGCAGCGUGGCAACACUGAUGGACGUGGUCUGAGGCACAAAUACUUUAAGGACUACAAGGAUUACUUGGGAACCAGCUCUAACAAUGCAGUAGGCUACGAAAAACAUCAUCACAAGCACCUGGGAUGAAAUGGACCUGACCUCAGCCUCAGCUGUGACCAUAUCACAACCUCAGACUUCAACCCGCUCAUACUCUCAUCCAAGCUGACCCAGGAUCAGAUCAGAUGGUGCCUCCAAACCAACAGCUGCUACCUCCUCUGUGCAAAGCCUCUCCCUGGUCAUGAUGUCUUUUGGGACGCAGGUCUGAUGUAUUUAGAAUAUAUAACCAAAGAAAAAGUAGUUUAUACCCCUGUCUGAUUGAGGUUUUUUUAAA